Messenger RNA from Quercus robur (English oak), 4200 nucleotides. RefSeq names its product protein transport protein SEC31 homolog B. NCBI's taxonomy places the organism in Eukaryota, Viridiplantae, Streptophyta, Magnoliopsida, Fagales, Fagaceae. Bases 361 to 3714 code for a protein of 1117 amino acids. Gene Ontology annotation, molecular function: protein binding; structural molecule activity. The record is from RefSeq and is a predicted model, not a curated record. Gene Ontology annotation, biological process: intracellular protein transport; COPII-coated vesicle cargo loading; endoplasmic reticulum organization. Gene Ontology annotation, cellular component: endoplasmic reticulum exit site; COPII vesicle coat. The transcript has 22 exons.
CAUUACCCAAACCCCGCAAAAAACUAAAAUCACACAGAGAGAAAAAACGAAAGAGAAAGUGUGAAAUGUAUCACUCUCUUAUCACACACACAUUACUCUCUCAGAUCAGAUCCUAAAAAUUUUUCACACAAACCCAAAACCAAAAAAAAAAAAAAAAACCCUAAAUCUCAAAACAUUUUCUCUCCAAUUUUCCUUCUCUCCAAUCAGAUCCCAAAUUCUUCUCCCUAUACAAUUGGAUCAUAUAUAUAUAUAUAGAGAGAGAGAGAGAGAGAGAGAGAGAGAGAGAGAGUGAUAUAGAUAGAUACGAUUUUGUUGUUAUAUAUACAUAUUUUGUUGUGAAUUUAGGGUUUGGAGGUGGGAAUGGCGAGCAUAAAGGGGGUGAGUAGAUCGGCGUCGGUGGCGUUGGCGCCGGACUCGCCUUACAUGGCGGCGGGGACGAUGGCGGGGGCGGUGGAUCUGUCGUUCAGCUCGUCGGCGAGCCUUGAGUUGUUCAAGCUCGAUUUCCAGUCCGACGAUCACGAGAUGCCGCUCGUCGGAGAGACGCCGAGCUCCGAGCGGUUCAACAGGAUUACGUGGGGGAAGCCUAUCGCCACUGCGGAAAAGUUCUCGCUCGGUCUCGUUGCCGGUGGUUUGGUCGAUGGGACUAUUGAUAUCUGGAACCCUCUCGCUCUGAUCCGGGCUGAAGCAAGUGAAAAUGCUCUCGUUGGGCAUCUUUCAAGGCAUAAAGGGCCAGUACGUGGUCUUGAAUUUAACGCCAUUUCACCAAACUUACUUGCAUCUGGUGCCGAUGAUGGUGAAAUCUGUAUUUGGGAUUUGGCCAACCCUGCAGAACCUUCUCAUUUUCCACCGCUCAGGGGUAGCGGUUCUGCUGCUCAGGGUGAAAUUUCAUUCUUAUCUUGGAAUAGCAAGGUUCAACAUAUAUUGGCAUCCACCUCAUAUAAUGGAACAACGGUGGUUUGGGACCUAAAGAAGCAAAAACCAGUAAUAAGCUUUUCAGAUUCAGUUAGAAGGCGGAGCUCUGUUUUGCAGUGGAAUCCUGAUAUUGCAACUCAGCUUGUUGUUGCAUCAGAUGAAGAUAGUUCACCUUCUGUGAGGUUAUGGGAUAUGCGGAAUAUAAUGACACCGGUUAAAGAGUUCACGGGGCAUACUAAAGGUGUAAUUGCGAUGGCGUGGUGUCCCAUUGACAGUUCUUAUUUGAUUACCUGUGCCAAAGAUAGUCGAACUAUUUGCUGGGAUACCGUUUCUGGAGAGAUUGUUUCUGAACUGCCUACUGGUACCAACUGGAAUUUUGAUGUACACUGGUAUCCAAAGAUACCUGGGGUUAUAUCAGCAUCUUCAUUUGAUGGAAAAAUUGGAAUUUAUAACAUUGAGGGUUGCAGUCGAUAUGGCGUUGGAGAGAAUGAGUUUGGUGCAGCUCCUCUGAGAGCUCCAAAAUGGUAUAAACGUCCUGCUGGGGCAUCUUUUGGCUUUGGUGGCAAGCUUGUAGGGUUUCGCCCUAGGCCCUCUGCUGCAGGUGUUCCAGCUGGUGCUUCAGAGGUUUAUGUCCACACCUUAGUUACUGAAGACAGUUUGGUCAGUCGAUCAUCUGAAUUUGAAGCUGCAAUUCAAAAUGGGGAAAGGUCUUUGUUGAGAGUACUUUGUGAGAAAAAGUCACAAGAGACUGAAUCUGAGGAUGACCGAGAAACAUGGAACUUCUUGAAGGUUAUGUUUGAAGAUGAUGGGACAGCAAGGACAAAGCUGCUCUCCCACCUAGGUUUCAGUGUACCUACUAAAGAAAAAGAUAGUGUCGAAGAUCUUUCCCAGGAAGUAAAAGCACUUGAACUCGACGAUACUGUAACUGAGAAGGUUGGAUAUGGGGGUGAUAAAGAAGUUAACGUUUUCCCUACCGAUAAUGGGGAAGAUUUCUUUAACAAUCUUAGCCCAGCUGGAACACCUGUGUCUACCUCUCGUGGUGAAAACUUUGCUACUGGAGAUACUGCCCCUGAUUCAGAACAAUUGCAACAAGAACCAGAUGGAUUUGAGGAGAGCAUUGACCCAGCAUUUGAUGAUGCUGUCCAAAGUGCUUUAAUUGUUGGAGAUUACAAGGGGGCAGUUGCACAGUGCAUAUCUGCAAAUAAAAUGGCUGAUGCUUUAGUUAUUGCUAAUGUUGGUGGUGCAUCCUUGUGGGAGAGCACACGGGAUCAAUACUUUAAGAUUAGCCGAUCACCAUACCUAAAGGUUGUUUCUGCAAUGGUGAACAAUGAUCUCUUGAGCCUUGUAAAUACAAGGCCCCUGAAAUUCUGGAAAGAAACACUUGCUCUUCUCUGUAGUUUUGCACAGAGAGAGGAAUGGACUAUGCUCUGUGACACACUUGCUUCGAAACUCAUGACCGCUGGUAACACGUUGGCUGCUACUCUUUGUUAUAUAUGUGCGGGAAAUAUUGAUAAAACGGUGGAAAUUUGGUCAAGGAGUCUUAGAACUGAGCACGAAGGGAAAUCCUAUGUUGAGCUUCUUCAGGAUUUGAUGGAAAAGACUAUUGUCCUUGCCUUGGCAACUGGGCAGAAGCAAUUUAGUGCAUCUUUGUGUAAGCUUGUUGAAAAAUAUGCUGAAAUUUUAGCAAGUCAAGGGCUUUUAACAACAGCAAUGGAGUACCUUAAACUUUUGGGCUCUGAUGAAUUGUCACCUGAACUUGUGAUCUUAAGGGAUCGAAUUGCACUCGCUACAGAACCUGAGAAAGAAGCCAGGGCUAUGCCUCUUGAAAACUCUCAAACACAAAGUGCAGCAGUGUAUGGUACUGAUCAAUCCAAUUAUGGCUAUGAUACCUCUCAAACAUAUUAUCAGGAAACUGCGCCAUCACAAAUGCAGCCUAGUGUUCCCAGCAGUCCAUAUGGUGGAAAUUAUCAACCUCCCUCAAGUUCUCCUUAUGGAGCAUACGGAACUCCUGCUCCCUAUCAGCCCCCAAAUAUAUUCCUUCCAUCACAGACACCUUCCCAGCCAAAUUUUGCUGCACCUCCCGCUACUGCGCCUGUUGCGAGGCCCUUUAUUCCCACAACUCCUGCUAUGCUGAAAAAUGCAGGGCAAUAUCAGCAGCCCACAUUGGGUUCUCAGUUGUAUCCUGGAACCGCUAACCCUACUUAUCAACCUGUACCAUCUGGGAAUGUUCCAGCUGCCCCUAUUACAUCACAACCAGGCUCAGUUCCUGGCCAUACAAUGCCACAUGUUGUAGCUCCCACCCCAUCCCUGAAGGGAUUUAUGCCAGUUAAUUCAGCGGUUGUUCAAAGAUCUGGUAUGGGUUCAAUGCAACCACACAGUCCCACUCAGGCAGCAUCAGUGCAACCCACCAUUACACCUGCCGCUCCACCACCUACUGUACAGACAGUUGAUACUUCAAAUGUACCAGUGCACCAAAAAUCUGUCAUCGCAACAUUGACAAGACUUUUCAACGAGACAUCAGAAGCACUGGGAGGUUCACGUGCAAAUCCAGCAAAGAAGCGAGAAAUAGAAGACAAUUCAAGGAAAUUGGGUGCCUUGUUUGCAAAACUCAACAGUGGGGACAUAUCGAAAAAUGCUUCCGAUAAGCUUGUUCAGCUCUGCCAGGCUUUGGAUGGUGGCGAUUUCAGUACUGCUCUUCAAAUCCAGGUACUACUUACGACUAGUGAGUGGGAUGAGUGCAACUUCUGGCUAGCUACACUAAAGCGAAUGAUCAAGACAAGGCAGAAUGUCAGAAUAAAUUAACGAAGGCACGGGGAAUCGUUCUAAGAUCUGUUUCCUGGAUUGGAAUUUUUUCACCUGUGUGGGUAUCUUCUCGGAGAAAUAAUCUUUUCUUCAAUGUACACAAGACUGGCUUCUAUAGAUUGCAGCUGCAGGAAUUUGGUUCUUCACAAUAUAUCGACUGGCUUUCAGUUAAAAGCUAUUUUUGGAAGCUGUUGGUGGAGAUAGUUUUCUUGACAUAAUGGACUGUGGAUGGUUGUUUUUUUUUUUAUUAAUACUUUUAGUGUUGAGAAAUAGUGUUUUUUUUUUUCUCUUGAAUUUUAAAGUUCAUAGAUGGUUUACUUUCCCUUUUUGGCUGUUCAAAAGUCUUAGUGAGCUGCUUUAAGCCGUUUUCUGUUGUCAAAUUACUUAAAUUUUUUUUUUUCCUUUUGGAACUUAGACUGUACCAGCCUUGUGAUUUUAUCAUGAAUAUGAACGCAAAUAUUUGAAUAAUAUAGCAUGAUUCGUUGA